Ochotona curzoniae (black-lipped pika) is the source of this 1756-nucleotide messenger RNA. It is a transcript of the gene FH, whose product is annotated as fumarate hydratase. Gene Ontology annotation, biological process: tricarboxylic acid cycle; malate metabolic process; fumarate metabolic process. Gene Ontology annotation, molecular function: fumarate hydratase activity. The record is from RefSeq and is a predicted model, not a curated record. Bases 20 to 1546 code for a protein of 508 amino acids. The transcript has 10 exons. Gene Ontology annotation, cellular component: mitochondrion; tricarboxylic acid cycle heteromeric enzyme complex. NCBI's taxonomy places the organism in Eukaryota, Metazoa, Chordata, Mammalia, Lagomorpha, Ochotonidae.
CCGCGCUCUCGGCUUCACCAUGUACCGAACGCUCCGGGUCCUCGCGCGUUCCGGCUGCCCGGGCCGAGCUCCUACCUGCGCCUCGGCUCCCGGCGUGAGCGGCUCGGCCGUCCUCCCGACCCGGCUCCCGCACGCCGCCCGAAUGGCAAGCCAGAAUUCUUUCAGGACGGAAUAUGAUACCUUUGGGGAACUCAAAGUCCCAAAUGACAAAUAUUAUGGUGCCCAGACAGUGAGAUCUACAAUGAACUUCAAGAUUGGAGGUGUGACAGAACGCAUGCCAAUUCCAGUUAUUAAAGCUUUUGGCAUCUUAAAGCGAGCAGCUGCCGAAGUAAACCAGGAUUAUGGACUUGACCCAAAGAUUGCCGAUGCGAUAAUGAAGGCAGCAGAUGAGGUAGCUGAAGGUAAAUUAAAUGAUCAUUUUCCUCUCGUGAUAUGGCAGACUGGAUCAGGAACCCAGACAAACAUGAAUGUGAAUGAAGUCAUUAGCAAUAGAGCGAUUGAAAUGUUGGGAGGUGAGCUUGGCAGCAAGAAGCCUGUGCAUCCCAAUGAUCAUGUGAAUAAAAGCCAGAGUUCAAAUGAUACUUUCCCCACAGCAAUGCACAUUGCUGCUGCUGUCGAAGUUCACGAAGUGCUCUUACCAGGACUCCAGAAGCUGCAUGAUGCUCUCGAAGCAAAAUCCAAAGAAUUUGCUCAGAUCAUCAAAAUUGGGCGUACUCACACUCAGGAUGCCGUUCCACUUACACUUGGGCAGGAAUUCAGUGGUUAUGUUCAACAAGUGAAAUAUGCAAUGGUGAGAAUAAAAGCUGCAAUGCCAAGAAUCUAUGAGCUUGCAGCUGGAGGCACCGCUGUUGGGACUGGCUUAAAUACCAGAAUUGGCUUUGCAGAAAAAGUUGCUGCAAAAGUGGCUGCCCUCACAGGCUUACCUUUUGUCACUGCUCCAAAUAAAUUUGAAGCUCUGGCUGCUCACGACGCUCUCGUUGAGCUCAGCGGAGCCAUGAACACUACUGCUUGCAGUCUGAUGAAGAUAGCAAAUGAUAUUCGUUUUCUGGGUUCUGGUCCUCGAUCAGGCCUGGGAGAAUUGAUCUUACCCGAAAAUGAACCAGGAAGCAGUAUUAUGCCAGGCAAGGUGAAUCCUACUCAGUGCGAAGCAAUGACGAUGGUUGCAGCCCAGGUUAUGGGGAAUCAUGUAGCUGUUACUGUUGGAGGCAGCAAUGGACAUUUUGAGUUGAAUGUUUUCAAGCCAAUGAUGAUUAAAAAUGUGCUACACUCAGCCAGACUGCUGGGGGAUGCUUCAGUUUCCUUCACAGAAAACUGUGUGGUAGGGAUCCAGGCCAACACAGAAAGGAUCAACAAGCUAAUGAGUGAAUCCCUAAUGUUGGUGACAGCACUCAAUCCUCACAUAGGAUAUGACAAGGCAGCAAAGAUUGCUAAGACAGCACACAAAAAUGGGUCAACCUUGAAGGAAACUGCUAUUGAACUUGGCUAUCUCACAGCAGAGCAGUUUGAGGAGUGGGUGAAACCUAAGGACAUGCUGGGCCCGAAGUAAUUUAAAUAAAUGUAAAUAAAAAUAAACACAUUAUGUCAAAUUUAAAAAGCCAGACUCCCUAUAUUUCUUAAACACAGAUUUGAAAGGAAACUAUGGUUGGACUUCGGUGUCUCUGGUAGAGCAAUCUCAUCAGUGUGUGAAACUCCAAGAUGUGCUAGAUGCCAAAUAAGUUAAAAUAAGUGUGAAAUAAAAGGUGAUGUAUAAAUUAAA